UCGCAUUGCGAUGACGAAAGAGAUUAACCGUCUUAUUCCGAUGACGAAAGACAUCGUCGCAUGUUGGAUAAUAAUAUAUUAAGCCAUUUACAUAUCUAUGAUGUCUAUAAAUAUACAUUUGAACAACUUGACUGAGAUUAAAAACAUGGAAGAUAAAGUUGUUGUGGAGCUGAAGAAUCUGGUUGACGACGCGACGUUAGCUCCUGAAGAGAAGACGACUUUAGUCCUCCACACACUGCGAGAGGCCCUGACCAGGGGGUCGGUCGGUCCAACCCAGGACCUGGCCGGUCUGAAGAGGCGUCUGGUCGACGCCCACAUCCUGGACUUCUGCUUAGCAGCCAUGAGCCUGGAGCAUGUUACCAUGGAGACUGAUGCACUGCAGCCGGAGAGCCUCACCAUGGAGACCUGGAGGAACGCUGUGCACCUGGGCCAGAUCCUCAGUUCCUGCUGUGUGGGGGCGGAGCCUGACAAAGACCAGAAGGCAUUCUACAGGCUGCUGCCGUCGGUCAUGGAGGGACUGCUUUCAUUGGCUUGCAGGCUGAUGACUCAAGUAGCAGAGAGAACAGAGUGUCUCUCUCUCUAUAGGACGGUAAUGGAUUCGGUGGGGUGGCUCCUCGGGGCUCACAGCUGUCUCACCCCUCAAGUUCUGAGCUCUCUGUAUUAUGAGAGGAUGCAGGUGUGCGAUGACGUCAUCAUCUCUCUGGUCUGCGUUUCACUGUGGAGUCAAAUCUGCAGAACCAGCAGUGACUUCCUGUCGGGGUUGAGUGACGACUCCGUGCUCCUGUUGAUGAACGACGCUGUCGGCCAGUUGGCUGUCAGCUCUGACAACGCAGUGGGCGGAGCUUGCAUUGGCUUGCUUGUCCUAAUAGCCAAUCAGCUGGACAGGCCACGCCACGCCCUCCUCCGCACCUUCCCAGGUUUGGACCGCCUUCUCAACAAAGACUGGAGGAGGCGGGGCUUCAAGCAAGAGGUCGAUCAGCUCAUUGCAAUCCUUCAUUCUGAUUGGCCCACAGCAGAAAACACCCAGGCGUGUUGUGAGCGCGUGCGGGCCGCCUGUGUGAUCCAGGCCGCGUGGAGAGGUCAUGUGACCAGAAAUAGAAUCAAGAACCUGCCCAGAGCGGUUGGCCUCCUGCAGAGGAAAUACAGGGCGAAGGUCCAUCAGCGAAAACUUCUGGAACAGACGAAUCGUUGGGAAGCAGAGCUCAAAUACCAGGUAUAUUUGAGGAGACAACGAGCCAGAAGGCGUUUCCACCAGAAGCAGAAACAGCUGCUUCACCUUCUACCAGCUGCGCUGGUCCGGAGGUACCAGCACCAGCUGGAGGGUUCUGCUGCCGUGGCGAUCCAGAGAUGGUGGCGAGGGCACCGGGAGGAGAGGAGCUUCCACACACUCCGUCACGCACACACACAGCACCGUGCAGCGAGCACCCUGCAGAGAGCGGUUCUUAACUUCCUGAGGAAACGCAGAGGUUUGAAGGCCCCGCCCACGUGCUUUAAAUUGAUUGGUCUGACGGACAGACGAAGGGCGGAGCUAAAUAAAGAGGUUGAGCACUAUGUUCGUCAUAAUCCGUCGUGCGCUGUGUCCCAGCAGGCCUGCGGUCAGCUGUUCCUCCAGACCCAGAGCCUCCUCCUCUCCGCUGACCUGGAGCUCCACGCCCGCCGACAGCAGCACAGAGACGCCCUGCUGGCCCACACCAACACACAGCUGGACCUGCUGGCAGACGCCCCCUCCCUGGGGGUUGCCACGGCUACAGAGGUGCAGGUCUUCCACAGUCGCUCCGGGCCAGUGGCGGCCUGGGCCCAGCACUCCCAUGAUGCAUUGCUGCAGGCCGGCAGCCGGCCCUGGUGGAACAGCUGGCUGGAUAACCCUGAUGACCUCACUUCCCCUCUAAGUCCCGCCUCUCAAGUAGAGCUGGAAGUCGGGUUGGAUUCUGAUUGGAAGUUUGAUUGUCCAGUAAAAAUCAUUUAAGAUAUUCAACACUUCAAUUAAAACCUUGGUUAAUCAUAAA
Gadus macrocephalus (Pacific cod) is the source of this 2006-nucleotide messenger RNA. RefSeq names its product IQ motif containing B1 (gene iqcb1). The transcript is spliced from 14 exons. Gene Ontology annotation, molecular function: calmodulin binding. The coding region runs from base 98 to 1966 and encodes 622 amino acids. Gene Ontology annotation, cellular component: cilium. The record is from RefSeq and is a predicted model, not a curated record. Lineage: Eukaryota; Metazoa; Chordata; Actinopteri; Gadiformes; Gadidae. Gene Ontology annotation, biological process: cilium assembly.